Molecule: messenger RNA, 2108 nt
Organism: Centruroides sculpturatus (bark scorpion)
Lineage: Eukaryota; Metazoa; Arthropoda; Arachnida; Scorpiones; Buthidae
Product: 1-phosphatidylinositol 4,5-bisphosphate phosphodiesterase-like
Exons: 5
Coding region: 32-718 (228 amino acids)
Source: RefSeq, a predicted model, not a curated record
GUCAUAUUAUUGUCAUUUAGAUGACUUCAAAAUGGAUCCAAUUACGGGAGAGAAUUUAAGGACUGAAAAAACAUUCCAUAAAUUAAUAAGAAAACAGCAAAAAGAAUUAGAGACAAUGAGAAGAAAACAUCAUAAGGAAAAAAAUGCAGUGCAAAAGCAGCAAUGUGCAGCCAUUGAUAAAAUUGUUAAAGGAAAUAAAAAUGAUGAUUUAGCAAAUGAUCCAGAGAUAAGAGAAUUAGUGGUGCAACAAAUGCGACAAUGGUCAGAACUUCUUGAAAAACAGAGGAAAGAAGAAUGGGAAUUAUUAAAAGAUCAUCUCUGGCAGCAGGGUGAAGUUCUUAAAAAACUUAUGGAACAAGCCCAAGCUGGACAAAUGAAACAACUAGAAGCAAAAUUUGAAAGAGAAAACAAAGAAAUGAAAGCCCGACAGGCAAAGAUUUCUGUUGAGACAGCUCGAGAAGUUUCAGGUGACAAGACACUAAGAAACAAAGCAGAAAGGGAAAGGCGCCUGAGAGAGAAAAAUAGUAACAAUACAAAAAAAUUCAUCGAGGAGAGGAAAACAGCAGCUUUGAAGCAGGGAAAAGAGAGAGAAAAACUGAAGAAAGUCCAUGAGAAGCAGUUACAAGAUUUAUCAAAAGAAACAGGAAAUGCCGUUGAGACAUACAAAAAUGCCGAAGCCGAAUACAAAUUAGCAGCAAAGUUGGAAUGCUUCAUAUGAAAAGCCAGCUUGUACAAAAAUCUUUUUUGAGCAAAGCCCAUACAAAGCACACCAUCACUCUACCUCUAGUUAUUCCAAUAGCCUCAAUUUUAUUUAUAAGAAAAGUUUUUAAAUGAGAAUUUUAGAAAACAAAAUUUCACAUAGAAAACAUUUGUUCUUUACAUUUUUAAAAUGUAGCACACUUUUGAUUUCAUAAGAGUUUGGUAGCAUUAAAAAUUUGGAAUAGCCUGCCAUUUAUAGGGUGGUAAACAUCGAUCUCAUUUCAGUCGAUACAGAUACCUUCCAGGAUACGAGUGCAAAAAGUACAUAUCCCUUUUUCCCAUACUCCGAUGUGUGCUUUUGGCACAUGUGGCAUCUUGCACUAAUCUCUUGUAUAAUAUUGUAUUUAUAGUGUGCUGCUUCCCAAUAUAAAUUAAUCAAUGUGAUUGUUAUUUUGGUGAAUAAGUUGUGUAAGCACUUUUCCAUCAAAUUGUAGACACAAAAUUUAUAAAACUGCAGUUUUCUAGAUAUUGGAAGAUACCAUAGUUUUUCACUGUUUGAAAACUUUUGCAAAAAACAAAAAAGAUGAGAAAAAAUAUCGAAUUUCAUUUGAUUGCCAUUUUUAAAUACCUUUUAAUUGCCAUGUAACCGCGCACUGCAUCUUCCAUGAGCGCAGUUCUCUUAAAACACCGCAUGGUUUAAAUCACUAGAAUCUCUAAAAACUACAGAGGACCACUAAAUUUUCUAAAAAUUGAUAAAGUGCAGGUCAUUUAUAGUCGGAAUAUUCUUAAAAUGUGCAUUUAUAUAUUGCGGCUUUUUUAGAUUGAUGAAUGCACCGCUCUACAGAAUUCUUGUAAAUAAAUUGUAAAUGGCUAUGCUCACUAAACAGCGCCACAGAGUACACAACAUGUACGGAAGCAGAAUAUUUUUAUUUUCUUUUCGAUCACCCAGUUUGAUUCUACCAGUCCAUAAUCUCGACAUCCUGUCACAGGUACCAUAUCGAACAAUUAUUUUAAUCUCGAGUACUAUCCAUUUGGUGCUAAUUCCUUAAUUAUUCAAAGUAUUUAUCCAUAUCAUUUUAGACAACAUGACAUGUCACACACAUCUGAAGUUUAAUUAUCACACAGCACAACCUGUCCAUUUUCUAGUCUACCAUCACAGUGUAUUGGAUUUAUUUAUUAUUUAGUUUAUAGAUUCACAAAAAGGAGAAAUGCAGAGGAGUGAAGUGACAGACACUGCACAUUCUGAAUUUUGUGUAUAUUAUUAUUAUUAUUAUAUAUAUACUUACAUACAGUAUAUAAUUUAAUGCAUAAAACUGUAUAAAAUUAAGUGCCAAAUUCCAUGUUGUAUGUGCUAGUGUUUCUCAGCCAGUUACUUUGUUGUUUUGUGGAAAUAAAGUGAUUGUUAAGUA